CUGAAACUGAACUAGUGAGAAAUAAUCACGAUGAGACGCAAAAAGGAUCGCCGGAGAGGACCCAAGUAUGUUUAUUCUUAUGGCGGAGGAGGCAGUGGUGCUUGCUUCAGGAACAGAUUUUCUCGCCAAGAUGCAUUUCAGUUGCUUCUGGGAGAUGUAUUCCAGAAACGAGAAGAAGAAGUAGAGGAGGAGGAGGAGCAGCAGCAGGAGGAGGAGGAAGAAGGAGGAGGAGGAGCAGCAGCAGAAGAAGAAGAACAAGAAGAAGAAGAAGAACCACAGACGCAUCAAGUAACUGCGGAGAAAACAAUAACCUCGGUUCAUCCUCGAUUUCUAUCUUUUCUGGAGAAAGAUGACUCCUUUCUUUGUCCUUGGAACUGGUGUCCCAACGCAUCACAAGAUGAGGCUUCGAGGAAGGAGACAAUGAAGCAGUACAUGCAAUUGCAACCAGGAUCAUUUUUUCUUCAAGCGAGGUUAUUUGACGAAAGGCAAUCUGACAAAUGAAAAGAAGGCUUGAUGAUGUUGGCAAACAGAUUGGCCUGAUGAUGUUGAAAAAAUUUCUUCCAUCUCCCUAACAUUGUGGAUAGUUGUUUCUACUGUUUGCUUUUUUCCAUCUAUCUUGAUUACAAUGUGGAUAAUUGCUUCUUCUGUAAGCUGCUUAUUUUCCAGCUAGGUUUCAUGAGUAAGGUUUUUCUGUAUUAUAUUUAGAUUGAUACAUCUUGUCUACAUGCUCCU
Molecule: messenger RNA, 732 nt
Organism: Prosopis cineraria
Lineage: Eukaryota; Viridiplantae; Streptophyta; Magnoliopsida; Fabales; Fabaceae
Exons: 2
Coding region: 31-501 (156 amino acids)
Source: RefSeq, a predicted model, not a curated record